Zophobas morio is the source of this 1940-nucleotide messenger RNA. RefSeq names its product hemicentin-1-like. Gene Ontology annotation, cellular component: neuron projection membrane. The transcript has 7 exons. The record is from RefSeq and is a predicted model, not a curated record. The coding region runs from base 333 to 1232 and encodes 299 amino acids. Gene Ontology annotation, biological process: synapse organization. Lineage: Eukaryota; Metazoa; Arthropoda; Insecta; Coleoptera; Tenebrionidae.
UCGCGGCUGAUACUUCUUCUUGGGACAAGAUUUGACGGAUCGCGUGUACAACAUCCGUGAUUGAUGACGAUGGCCGGCAUGUUUUGUGACGACACUCAGUGUGUCCUUCUCUAAAUAGGUUAUUAUGUGAGAUGUAAACAUUUGCAGAGGAACUUUCACGGAUUUUCUCCUUCUUUUAACCUUGCCAAAGGUGCUCGUGAGUGAUCAACGCGACUUUUGCAGUUACAAUGUGUUGCGACUUUGUGGAUAUAGGAAACUUUCACACUCACAUUGACACUUCUUAAGGAGCUUUGAACAGAUCUCAGACAGAUCAAGGAACUGAACUUUACAACAUGCCCAGUAGGAGCGGCUCGUGGGAAGCCCCGUUCUUACUCCUGCUUUCAUCUUUCUUCAGCGCCUACGUUUCAGCGGGUCUGGCGGGAGUCUCGGAAAGUUCCAAGUCUAGGUUUGUGGAGUCCGUAAAGCCGAUCGUUCAAAGGCCCUACUUUGAUGACGUAGGCCCCCGGAACGUCACCGCUGUCGUGGGGCAGUCUGCUUUGCUCAACUGUCGAGUGAAACACCCAGGCGACAGAACGGUAUCCUGGAUGCGUAAACGCGACCUCCACAUCCUGACCUCGAGCAUCCACACAUACACCGGCGACGCUCGCUUCAGCGUCCGCCAUCCGGAGCACAGCGACGACUGGGAUCUGCGCAUUACCUACGUGCAGAAAAGAGACGCCGGCGUCUACGAGUGUCAGGUGAACACGGAACCGAAGAUUAAUCUCGCCAUCAUGCUGAACGUUGAGGACGCGUCCUCUCUUGCUGCAACACAUCCGGACCCUCGCUCCAAAGACGCCCAAGCCACUAUAUCCGGUCCCUCCGAAGUGUACGUGAAGAAGGGCAGCACGAUAUCAUUAACGUGUUCAGUGAAUGUCCAUUCAACGCCGCCCUCAUCUGUGUUUUGGUAUCACGGCCAUUCCGUGGUAGAUUUCGACUCGCCCAGAGGCGGAAUUAGUCUGGAAACGGAGAAAACGGAGGCUGGCACCACCAGCAAAUUACUGGUCACCAAAGCUCUGCUUUCUGACUCGGGAAAUUACACUUGCAUGCCGUCCAACGCUAGUCCCGCAUCGGCCGUUGUUCACGUCCUCAAUGGGGAGCACCCGGCAGCGAUGCAGACGAGUCGGGCGGGCGUUCGACGUCAGAUGGCGCUUUUGGCGUCGCUCUCUCUGUUGGUGGUCACCGCAGUAAGAUGAUUACGCUGUCCUUAAUAAAUAUCAAUCAACGAUACGCUCAUGUAACGAACUAGUGGUACUAACUCGGUGUAAAUAUUAAACCAUAAUUUUAGUGAACUCAGGAGGUGAUAUAUUAUUCAAAUCAAUGAACAGGAUUUUUAUUUUAUUUCUGGUGCUAAACUGGACAUAAAAUGUUGCCACAUAAAAGGUUGUGAGUGUGACGAGGGAUUCGAUGAACGUCCAUUUUGUAUAUAGUGUGACCGGUUUGAUAUUUAAUAGACUAAAGCACUCUAGAUAAUUCUAGCAUUAUUCAUUGUAACUAUUAUUACAUGUUGAUAUUAUGUAGAUUUAUUGUUAUCAUUAUCAAAUUUUUAUUCGAGUCUGUUUCGUUUGCUCAUCCACGGUUUGUCUUUGCUCCUCACACCCUCGAUGUGAACUUUCAAUGCCACCUUUCCAUUCGGUUGUAAACUUUUAUCCUAAGAAUUUAUACCGAGUCAGACUGUUUUAUGUGAAAUUUUAAAAUCCGUAACAGGAAUAUAUUUCGCUCACAACUGUGUAAUUUUUGAUUUAUGCAACGGCAAACUUGGUUGAAAUGCAGAAUCGUAUUGGAAACUUUCAAAAUCAAAUCUUGGCAAUAUUACUUCAGAUGAAAAAUUGUUAACUAUUCUAACAUUUUAUUCAUAUUUUUAUAAAAUCGUUCUACUGUGUAAUUAUUAAGGUGAAUCUCAA